Messenger RNA from Trypanosoma cruzi, 1458 nucleotides. RefSeq lists its product as uncharacterized. The transcript has a single exon. NCBI's taxonomy places the organism in Eukaryota, Euglenozoa, Kinetoplastea, Trypanosomatida, Trypanosomatidae. Gene Ontology annotation, molecular function: protein binding. The coding region runs from base 1 to 1458 and encodes 485 amino acids. The record is from RefSeq and is a predicted model, not a curated record.
AUGUCUGUGAUACGGCUUCCGAAGAACGAGCUUGAUGCUCAAAUUUACCGCUACCUUCAGGAGGCAAACUACGCAGACGCAGCAGAGGCUUUGAAGUUGGCCAAUUCAGCCGUCGUUUCGGCAGCUCGAAGGCUUAAGUUUUCGGCACUUAUUGCCGCCAAAAAUCAGAUUAAUGAGGAUUCCGACAGCGACGACGAGCCGGUGCGCAAGCCCAGCAAGCCAUCACCAAAGGCUGCUCCCAAAAAGGCCAUGGCCGACUCCGACAGCGACGACGAGCCGGUGCGCAAGCCCAGCAAGCCAUCACCCAAGGCUGCUCCCAAAAAGGCCAUGGCCGACUCCGACAGCGACGACGAGCCGGUGCGCAAGCCCAGCAAGCCAUCACCCAAGGCUGCUCCCAAAAAGGCCAUGGCCGACUCCGACAGCGACGACGAGCCGGUGCGCAAGCCCAGCAAGCCAUCACCCAAGGCUGCUCCCAAAAAGGCCAUGGCCGACUCCGACAGCGACGACGAGCCGGUGCGCAAGCCCAGCAAGCCAUCACCAAAGGCUGCUCCCAAAAAGGCCAUGGCCGACUCCGACAGCGACGACGAGCCGGUGCGCAAGCCCAGCAAGCCAUCACCCAAGGCUGCUCCCAAAAAGGCCAUGGCCGACUCCGACAGCGACGACGAGCCGGUGCGCAAGCCCAGCAAGCCAUCACCAAAGGCUGCUCCCAAAAAGGCCAUGGCCGACUCCGACAGCGACGACGAGCCGGUGCGCAAGCCCAGCAAGCCAUCACCAAAGGCUGCUCCCAAAAAGGCCGUGGCCGACUCCGACAGCGACGACGAGCCGGUGCGCAAGCCCAGCAAGCCAUCACCCAAGGCUGCUCCCAAAAAGGCCAUGGCCGACUCCGACAGCGACGACGAGCCGGUGCAUGCUUCUUCCAAACGCACUAGUCGUGCUGAAGAAGGGGAGGAUGAACCUGUGAAGAAGGUUAGUCGUGUCGAAAAUAGGGAGGAAAAUGGAUACAAUGGUUUUGGUAACCGUGGUGGCCGUGGCUUCGGUGAUCGUGGUGGCCGUGGCUUCGGUGAUCGUGGUGGCCGUGGCUUCGGUGAUCGUGGUGGCCGUGGUUUCGGUGAUCGUGGUGGCCGUGGUUUCGGUGAUCGUGGUGGCCGUGGUUUCGGUGAUCGUGGUGGCCGUGGCUUCGGUGAUCGUGGUGGCCGUGGUUUCGGUGAUCGUGGUGGCCGUGGCUUCGGUGAUCGUGGUGGCCGUGGCUUCGGUGAUCGUGGUGGCCGUGGCUUCGGUGAUCGUGGUGGCCGUGGCUUCGGUGAUCGUGGUGGCCGUGGCUUCGGUGAUCGUGGUGGCCGUGGCUUCGGUGAUCGUGGUGGCCGUGGUUUCGGUGAUCGUGGUGGCCGUGGCUUCGGGCGUGUUACUCCAAAUCUUGAUAACAAUCGUGAAAGCACUAAGUUUGAAGAAAGCGACUAG